Messenger RNA from Elaeis guineensis (African oil palm), 1169 nucleotides. RefSeq lists its product as uncharacterized. The record is from RefSeq and is a predicted model, not a curated record. Lineage: Eukaryota; Viridiplantae; Streptophyta; Magnoliopsida; Arecales; Arecaceae. Gene Ontology annotation, cellular component: lysosome. Gene Ontology annotation, biological process: sphingolipid metabolic process.
UCUCUCCUCUCUCCUCGCAAAAUUCCAAAUUUUAGCGAGACUGAAAGACCGUACAGGAAAGGCGAUGUUGAUAUAACCCCUCCUCCCAACCUCCCAUUCCCCCAUCCCCAAACAUUCGCUUCUCUUCUCACCUUUAUUCCUCUGUUCUCAGGUGCCAUGGGCUUGAGAAAAGGGUUUUUGUUUCUUCUCAUACUGGUUGUUAGCUGGUCAAAUGCAGAUGCCAGGAGUUUGGUGACCUUUGAUGUUGCAGUUUCCCCAAUAGUCUUUGAGACACCAAGACAGGAGAAUAAAAUUUCUGAAGCAGUCCUAAGGGAUGACCAACUGUGCACACUUUGUGAAAAUUUUACUGCACAGGCUGCCAAUUUUCUUGGUGAAAACAAGACUCAAACUACAAUAAUCAAGACCCUUCACCAAGCAUGUUCCCAGCUGCAGCCUUUUGAACAGCAGUGUAUUUUGCUGGUGGACUAUUAUGCAUCUCUUUUCUUCGUUGAAAUUGAUAAAAUACGUCCAGAGGAGUUCUGCAGAAAGGUGAAUCUCUGUGGGAAAAUGGUUUCUGUCAAUCUGCAAAAGAGUGAGGAGACAUGCACACUCUGCCAUCAUGUUGUUGAUGAGAUAAUCACCAAGUUGAAAGAUCCUGAUGCACAGUUUGAGAUAAUUGAAACGCUUAUGAAGGAAUGCAACAAGAUGGACAAUUAUGCUCAGAAGUGCAAGGAGCUGGUCUUUCGCUAUGGCCCACUGAUCCUGGUCAAUGGUGAGAAGUUUCUUGAGACUACUGAUGUCUGUGCCUCCAUCCGUGCUUGUGAUGCCAACCAAGUAAAUAUUGUUGAACAUGGAUUACUGGUGGAGACAUCCUUGAAUGAAGCAUGAAUCUAUAGACAUCCUUGAUGCAGGAAGGUAUAUAAAAUUAACAGAAUGAGAGAGGAAUGCAAGCAAAAAUCAAAUGAAAGGGGUUCUGGAAGUGGGGAAGGGAGUGUAUUUCAAAUGACAUCUUAUUGUUGUAUUCAUAAUUAUCCAUCGCUAUGUUCAUAUGCCAUACUAUACUUUGUGUGAUCUGCCAGUGGUUGGAACAAGGCUGCUUGUUUCUUGUGCUCUAUUCAGGUUGUGAAAUAUGUAAUGCACUUGCUAGCUUUGUUAUUUGCGGGAUGUGGAUAUCUGGGUCCGCCGGUUCA